ACCUUGAUUGAUAAGUACUGCUCGCUUUUCCCCUAUUUCAUUUUGCAUUACGUGGAUAUAUUUAAAUCCCCCACCCCAAAUCAUACCGCCAUGCCUCUCAGCGACCAUGCUUCCCGGUUGGAGUUUUUGAAAAGCGCCGCCAGCUCGCUCAAUGCGCUCAGCCCAUCCACCGCGGCCUAUUUGAUGACGGUGCACAAUGGCAUCAUCCACGACGAAGGAAAGCCCUUGAAUCAGCGGCAAAAGGAUGCAUUCUGCGGCGCAUGUGGUAGCGCCAGAAACCCCGAGUGGACCAGGACUAUUACUGUUCACAAGAGGAAAGGGAAACAUUCGAACUCAGCAUCCAGAUCAGCCGGCGCCGACGGGGCUACAAUUCUGAAGUGUCUCCGCUGCCGUCGACGUACUGUUAAGCCAACUCGGAAGGAGGCAGUUCGUGCUGCCAUGCCAGUGAAAGCUACUCCUAUACCAGCAUCGAUGCCUGAUGGCCAGUCUGCGGCUGGUGCUACUACUACCAUGCCCCUUUCAGAUCCUGUCCCUGCACCCGCAGUGAAUAAAGCUGCGGACAAUGCCAACAGCAAAAAGCGGGCCAAGGCACGGAAGCAGGGCGGCCUGCAAGCUCUUAUGGCAUCCAAGCAGCAAGCCCGCACUAAUUCGCUUGAUCUUUUCGAUUUCCUCCAACAGUAGAA
Messenger RNA from Aspergillus heteromorphus CBS 117.55, 683 nucleotides. Its product is annotated as ribonuclease P Rpr2/Rpp21/SNM1 subunit. NCBI's taxonomy places the organism in Eukaryota, Fungi, Ascomycota, Eurotiomycetes, Eurotiales, Aspergillaceae. Gene Ontology annotation, biological process: RNA processing. The transcript has a single exon. The record is from RefSeq and is a predicted model, not a curated record. Bases 91 to 681 code for a protein of 196 amino acids.